AUGCCUUCCAUCGCUUCAUCCCCUUCCGAGGAAUACGAUUUCGCCGUUAGCCGGAAUCAAGGCCUGGGUCAGCUCUUCUAUGGCCAGGUGCGACGAAAUGCUACUGCAACUGCAGUUGUUGACGUGGGAAUCUCUCUCACAUAUGACCAAUUGCAUUUACAAGCCUCGUAUAUUGCUCAUCAACUGCUACAAGAAUCGUUCGCUUUCGAAGAGCCAGUGGGAAUAGUCGUUCAGCAUGGCGUCAACGAUAUAAUUGCCCAGUUAGCUAUCAUCUAUGCUGGCGGGAGCUGUGUCCCAAUGGAUCCAACGCUUCCAGACCAACAAAUACAGGGCCGGUUGCAACGACUGAACACCCAAUUUCUGCUGGUUGACCAAAGCAAUAAAGAUCGAGAUCUUCCCUUCCGCAAAUUUGCUCUCGAAGGUCUCGUGGCUGUGGCCAAGGACAAAUAUCCAGUUUCAACAGACCUAGAACAUCGCACACAUUUGAUUCAUACUUCUGGGACAACCAGCGAGCCGAAAGCAGUACAGAUCGCAGCUCGGUCAAUUUUACAGGUUGUCUUCCAUGCUCCUUUUGAGCCAGUGAGGGAAAAUGAUGUCGUUGCACACGUCAAUAAUAGCAGUUUCGAUGUCUCUCUUUUUGAUGUGUGGGCUCCUUUACUUCGUGGUGCUUCUAUUGCGGUUCUAAGCAAAACGGCUCUGCUGGAUCUUCCAGUUAUGGCAGAGCAUAUCGAUCGGCUUGGAAUUACCGUGAUGGCCACCACAACUGCCUUGUUGAAUCUUGCUGCUUCUACCUAUCCGCGUGCCUUCUCCAAGCUAUAUCUGCUUUAUUGGAGGUGA
Trichophyton verrucosum HKI 0517 is the source of this 837-nucleotide messenger RNA. RefSeq lists its product as uncharacterized. The coding region runs from base 1 to 837 and encodes 278 amino acids. NCBI's taxonomy places the organism in Eukaryota, Fungi, Ascomycota, Eurotiomycetes, Onygenales, Arthrodermataceae. Gene Ontology annotation, cellular component: cytoplasm. The record is from RefSeq and is a predicted model, not a curated record. The transcript has a single exon. Gene Ontology annotation, biological process: amino acid activation for nonribosomal peptide biosynthetic process; secondary metabolite biosynthetic process. Gene Ontology annotation, molecular function: phosphopantetheine binding.